Messenger RNA from Pseudocercospora fijiensis CIRAD86, 894 nucleotides. RefSeq lists its product as uncharacterized. The coding region runs from base 270 to 593 and encodes 107 amino acids. The record is from RefSeq and is a predicted model, not a curated record. Gene Ontology annotation, molecular function: phosphopantetheine binding. Gene Ontology annotation, cellular component: cytoplasm. Gene Ontology annotation, biological process: secondary metabolite biosynthetic process; amino acid activation for nonribosomal peptide biosynthetic process. Lineage: Eukaryota; Fungi; Ascomycota; Dothideomycetes; Mycosphaerellales; Mycosphaerellaceae. The transcript has a single exon.
GCGAUAUGGCUUGGAGAUUAUGCUUACUUUUGCUUGCGUACAUUAUCUCUUGGUUGGUACCGUCGAUGUGUCUUCGGAUUCAUGCGUCGAGUGCUUCUCUUGAUGUCCGAGCAGUCCAAGACUUAGCGAAGGAUUUCAAGCUCCAGCUCAAGGAGCUGCUAAUAUCCCCGGACGCUUCGAGUGUCUCUUCCUCUUGGCCAUUGCAGAAGAAACCCUCGCCCUGCUCUUGACACACUGGUAAAACCGACGACAGCAAGCCAGACGACGAAAUGGGCGAAGCAGACCAGAAAUUGUGUAAAAUCGUCCUGGAUGCCACGCAGGCAAUUCUUGACAAGGGCCCAAUUGAUGCUGAUACGAACCUCUUCCGACUCGGCCUGGAUUCGAUUUUAGCCAUCCGGUUAUCUUCGAAGUUGAGACGCACAGAAGUACCACUCGCCGUGAACGACAUCAUGCAAGGCAAGACCAUCGCGGAGAUGGUAGCAAGAAUGCGCCAGGCUCUGCAGCGAAAGGAACGGAAGCAGACAUCAACAAAGCCUCGACCGAACUUGCUUGACAGUGAACAGGAAACUGCCGCUAUUCAAGCAUUAGGCUGAACUCCUAGCCAAGUAGAGUCCGUUUUGCCUAGUCUUUCUGGCCAACAAGAACAUCUCGCCUACUGGAUUCAUGCUGGUCACCGAUUCUUCAAGGCCCCAUGGAUAUACAAAUUGAAGACAAAGCCAGGAGGAGUCUCUGGGAGAUUUAAAUGCCCCAUACUCGAAAGAAUGUCGUGCCGCAAAAGCAGCAGGCAUGCAACAGGGAGUUUUUGAGAUGAAACAGGAGAUGUGAAGGGUACAUUCUUGAUUGCAGCAAGCCCAUACCAUGAUUUCUUCAAUCCAAUGCUAUCGCUUCUACAAG